AUGCCCCUGCCCCGGAGGGGAAGGGGACCCCGCCCGGCCGGCUCCCGAGGGGCGAGCACUAGCCUCCCGCUGGCGACGGCCCACUCGCCAAGGCGCGCCGGCCGCAGAGCCCAGUCGUUUAGCUAUGCGCAGCGCCUCACCCGGCGGCGCCAUUCCUCCGAGCAGGUCCCACCAGAGCCCGAGCCGCAGGCUGACUUCCGCUCGGAAAAGUGGCUCCAAGACCGCGCCGGAGGGGACGCCAGGAGCCCGCGGCAGGCUCCGCGUGCCAGGAUGGGCUCCAGGCACAGGAUCUGUGGUCGAGGAGAAGUAGUGAUCCCUUAUGCUUCUGACAAUGAUUCAGGAAGUGUGGAUUUGCAGCUGAGCAACUUAGAGGAUAUUAAAAAAGACCCAAGUAGCCUUGAAGUUACAGACUCGGACAUCUUUGACAUCCCUGGAAUCCCUCAGGAAUCCCUCACAGAUGGCUUCAGACCCCUGACCCACCGGGACACUCUUGGCGAGGCCAUCGUUGAGAGGCUGAUCCCGUCUAUCCAGGAGUUUUUUAAUGGUGAGCUGAAGAGUGAACCUGAGAAGCUGACAUUCCUAAGGUCUUUGUCUUCUCUCAGCCAAACUUUACCUUAUGAUGAAACCACAGAAUCUUUCAUUCGCAGCCACAUAACAGACAUUGUGCAUAUCCUACAUAGGCUGGUGGUGGAGGAGCCCCUGCAUUCUGUCUUCAGUCCUGUGCGCCAGGAGGUCUUUAUCACCAUCGCUGACCUCAGUUACCAAAAUGUCCAUUUGCUGUUUGGCUCUGAAGAUCGAGCUGAGUUGUUCAGUCUUAUCACGAAAAGUAUAAUCACUCUGCCAUCUGUAACGAGUCUGACCCAGCUGCAGGAAAUCACACCCAGUGGGCCCUACAAUUCAGAGUGUCUCUACAGGCAGACGUUUCAGGCAUUCUCUGAGAUGCUCCAGAGUUUGGUGGUUAAAGACCCACAUUUGGAAAAUCUUGAUACCAUUUUUAAGCACAUGGACCCCUGGUUACAGUCAGCCAAAGACCCUGAGCGAGAACGGGCCGCAGCCAGCAUGGCUCAAGUUCUGAAGUGCUUAUCCAGACACCUCAGCUUGAAGCUUCCACUGCGAUUCCAAAGACUUGGACACCUAGUGGCUCUGAUGGCACUACUGUGUGGGGACCCACUGACAGAGGUGGCCGAGGAGGCUGCCGAGGGCACACACUACUUGCUGCAUAUCACGCUGAAGCUGAAGUAUAUCACUCAUGACAAGAAAAAUCACCAAAGCUUGAAAAGAGCCAUGAAAAAAUGUCGAGAACUCCUAGAACUCUAUAGUAUUAAACGGUUCUACAGUUGUCCCUUCAAAAUUGCCCAGGUCUUUGAAGUUUUUCUCGAUUCAGAUGAGCUCUACCAGUUUGUAAUGACCACAUUGGAUGGCUUGAAAAAUGUGAAACAUCCCUGCACCCAGCAGUCAGCGGGAGAAUUGCUGAUAACAUUGGUGAAAAAUGCAGAGUCCCGAUUUGAGAAGGUGCCAGAAAUUAUGGAUGUUAUCUGUGCCAGGCUAUCCAUAAUCAGCCAGCCUACAGUCCGCCACCAAAUCAUAAAUACUGUGAGUUUGUUUAUCUCCAGGCCCAAGUACACAGAUGUAGUGAUCAACCACCUUCUGUGUCAUCCAGUACCAUAUGAUAGGCAUCUGGCUGAGUUGUGGAGAACUCUGGAGGUGGAGCUGCCCAGCACAACCUGGAUUCUGUGGAGGCUCUUGAGGAAGCUGCAGAAGUGCCACAAUGUGCCCACGCAGGAGAAGAUGGCCUAUGUGGCUGUUGCUGCAACAGAUGCCCUUUAUGAGGUGUUUGUGGGAAACAGGCUCCGAGCAGCUACGUUCCGACUCUUUCCUCAGCUUCUCAUGACACUGCUCAUCCAGAUUCACCACAGCAUCGGCCUCACCAUGUCUGAUGUCGCCAUCCCAAGUGGCCUGUACACAGGACAGGAAAUGUCUUCCGAGGUCACCCCUCUGUGCUUCGCCAUACAGGCUACAAAGACUCUUCUCCUCAGAACAUGGUGCUGGCAGGAAUUCCACAUCAUGGAAAAGAAUAAAGGAUGGGCCCUCCUGGAAGGAAAAGAGUGCCAUCUUCAGGGAGUAUCUCUCCUUGCCAAUGCAUUGCUGGAAAGAAAUCACCUCCUUGCACAUAAGGUCAUGUACUUGUUAGUCCCUCUUCUUAACCGAGGGAAUGAUAGACAUAAACUCACAUCUGCAGGCUUUUUUGUGGAGCUUCUCCAGAGUCCAGUGGCUAGGAGACUGCCCAGCAUAUACUCUGUUGCCCGCUUGAGAGACUGGCUACAUCAUGGAAAUAAUCUCUUUAAAAAUCUUGCCCUGAGGGGACUGCACAAUCUUCUCAGACACCAGGAGAUGAGUGAAGACAUCAAGAGCCUGUUGCCGAGCAUCUUAGACCUCUUGUGUGAAACCGACGAGAAGGUUGUUUUGUUGGCCAUCCAGAUACUCCUGCAACUUGUCGGCAUAAUGGAUUUCACCACCCUGACUGACAUGAUGAGGACCUUAUUCUCCUUAUUUGGUGAUGUGAGACCUGAUGUUCACCGCUUCUCCAUGACCCUCUUUGGAGCCUCCAUAAAGUCUGUGAAAUACACAGAUAAGAAGGGUGUAGAGAACCAAGUCCUGGACAGCUUGGUCCCACUACUUUUGUAUUCUCAGGAUGAAAAUGAUGCAGUAGCUGAGGAGAGCAGGCGAGUCCUAACUAUAUGUGCGCAGUUCCUGAAGUGGAGGCUGCCCCACGAAGUGUACUGCAGAGAUCCCUGGUACAUCAGCCCUCGUGAAGUUGGAACAGUCUGCAAAUUCUUUGGAAAAAAAUGCAAGGGGAAAGUUAACAUCCUAGCCCAAACAUUGAUGUUCUUCAAGAAUGCAAAACUUCCUAUCAGAAGAGCAGCAGUCUUGUUUGUAGGGCUCUUAACAAAGUACAUGGAUGACAAUGAGCUCAGGAUGAAGGGUACUGGCUGGAUAGAGGAUGAUCUGAGAGAUCUGCUGCGUGACCCCGAGCCCUCUCUGCGUGUCGUCGCCUCCCAGGCCCUGUUCCGAGUCCAGAAGGUGGGGGCUGAACCAGAUCAUGGGCAGACAGUUUUCGGGUUGAGGAAGCUCAUAGGUUGUCUUCCUACCUAGAGAUGCAAGGCAAACAACAUCAGAUGGGGAAGCUGAGGAACAAAACGUGAAAGUGACUUGCUCAAGAUUACACAACUAGUAAAGGCCAAACUCAAGUAGUCUGGCUCCAAAGUCCACAUCCUUGGCUAGUCUGCUCUGAUUCUCUCCAGUCUACUUUUUCCCUCCAAUGUGAAUAAAUGCAGAUUUACUCUACAAUUAAUCUCAGCUGCUGAACUCAUGCCCCAAACUCAUGUACUGAAACAAAUGUUGUAAACUGUUAUUGAGACUCAACUCAUAAAUACAAAGUUUGAACACUUCUUACCUAAAAGUUAGUAUACCUUAUUUUAUUUUUUAAUAGGAUAGAAUGUACAUCCUCCACUGUAAAGAGCGGAGUUAGAGCAAAAGGUGGUGGUUAUUCUUGAGGAAUAUUUUUUGAGUCCUUGAUCUGAUCUCAUGAACUAUCCCUCCCAGCAGAAAACAGACCUCUAGCUCUAGGAUGCAGUUUAAAUAUCCAGUGACACAUCCAAAGGAUUGAAUGAAUCCUUUCUCUUUACUCAUAUUUACGCUAGAGUCCCUUUCCCUCCUGGCAGAUUUUUAUUUUCUGAAUAAUACCACUAAGAGGGAGUAGCAACACAACAAUGCUUAUUCUAUUUUACUUACACUUUAUUGUGUUAAAGUUCACAGGAAGAAGCAUCCAUUAAGAGACAGAGGACUGCUCUUUUCUGAACUACCUCAGCAGUUUGGGAAGGGUUGAAGUACUUAAUAGUGGUUAUAUUAACAAGUCUAUUUAUUCCAAAUAUCUCCAUUAUUUUUAUACAAGGCUCUCCUCAGAGAUAGGUUUAUGUUUUUAUGGAAUUUUUU
Molecule: messenger RNA, 3993 nt
Organism: Equus quagga
Lineage: Eukaryota; Metazoa; Chordata; Mammalia; Perissodactyla; Equidae
Gene: MROH8
Product: maestro heat like repeat family member 8
Exons: 24
Coding region: 1-3153 (1050 amino acids)
Cellular component (GO): cytoplasm
Source: RefSeq, a predicted model, not a curated record